AUGGCUGCUCCACGUGUGUCUGCGUUUUCUGCCUUUCAGCAAUUCCAAGACACUAAAACCCAGACUGGCUUAAAAAAGAAGCGUCAUAUUAUCUCCAAGACAGAAUACAGACUGUCAAAGAAAAAAAGAAAGCCUGUCAAGCCUGAUCCUAAAGCAUGUUUGAAAUACACAAAUGGAGUAGAUGACGACAGGAGUGUGCAUGCACCUAGUAACACAAACAGCUCGAACAAGAAAGACAAAAAGUUGUGUACCGAGGCAACAAAUAAGGAUUUGGAAAGAAACAUCAAGCAGCAUGUUGGGCCUUCACUAGAGUGUGUACUGAAAAAUCUGGGGAAGAUCCAAAACAGCAAGGAGCGAGCUAAAACUUUAUUCAAGUGGCUGAUUUCUCCCAUUAAGCCCAAUGACUUCUUCAGGAACAUUUGGGAGAACAAACCUGCUCUAAUUAGACGACACAACACCAAAUAUUAUGAUGGAUUUUUUUCUACUUCAGAAUUUGACCGCAUUCUCAGAGAAGAUAAUGUGCAGUUUGGCGUAAACUUGGAUGUCACCAGUUAUACUGAUGGAGUACGGGAAACCCACAAUUCCCCUGGCAGGGCCUUGCCGCUGGUUGCAUGGGAUUAUUUCAAGAAUGGAUGCUCUUUGAGGUUAUUAAAUCCCCAGGCCUUCUCUGUCACAGUGUGGAAUGUCUUGUCUAUCCUGCAGGAGCUCUUUGGAAGCAUGGUUGGGGCAAACGCGUAUCUGACCCCUCCUGCCACUCAGGGUUUUGCACCACAUUAUGAUGACAUUGAAGCCUUUGUAGUUCAGUUAGAAGGCAAGAAGCACUGGCGAGUCUACAGUCCUAGGAAUACAUCAGAACAGCUUCCUCAGUUCUCAAGUGCUAAUUUCAGGGACUGUGAUAUUGGAGAGCCUAUUCUGGAGACAAUUUUGGAAGCUGGAGACCUUCUUUACUUCCCUCGAGGGUUUAUUCAUCAGGGUGACUGUCUUCCUGAUGUCCACUCCUUGCACAUAACUAUAUCUUCUUUCCAGAAGAAUAGCUGGAUUGACCUACUAGAAAAACUCCUGCCAGCAUCCCUGCAGAUUGCAGCUGAGGAGGAUGUUGAGUUUCGAAAGGGGCUUCCUCUAGAUUACUUGGAAUACAUGGGUGUACAAAAUGCAGACUCGGAGGAUCCACGCAGAAGCACAUUUAUAGAGAAGGCUCACUCACUGAUGAAGAAACUGACUGAGUAUACUCCAGUUGAUGCAGCUGUAGAUCAGAAGGCCAAGGCGUUUCUGCAUGACUGUCUGCCUCCUGUACUUACUCCUGCUGAGAAAGCUUGCAGUGUACUUGGCGCCCCAGCAAGAUGGGAGAACGGAGGUGUAAAAGACUGCGAAGUGCAGCUAGAAAAGGACUCGCAGAUAAGAUUUCUGAGAGGCAAUAUUGCAAGGUUGUGUAGUGAAGGAGAAUCUUGCCUGUUGUAUUAUUCAACUGACAAUUCACGGAUAUAUCAUCAGGAGGCGUCAAAGUUCAUUGAAAUAGAUGCUGAGCAUGUGGAUGCCAUAGAUUUUCUUCUGCAUUCCUACCCAAGUUACGUGAAUGUUGACGACCUUCCCUGCGAAACAACUGAUGACAAGGUUGCCUUGAUCACUAUGUUAUUUGAAAAGGGCCUACUGACCACCAAAGAGCAAGUUUCAUCUCUCUAGAAGUUCUGUAA
Molecule: messenger RNA, 1691 nt
Organism: Nanorana parkeri
Lineage: Eukaryota; Metazoa; Chordata; Amphibia; Anura; Dicroglossidae
Gene: RIOX1
Product: chromosome unknown C14orf169 homolog
Exons: 15
Coding region: 1-1680 (559 amino acids)
Cellular component (GO): nucleolus
Molecular function (GO): histone H3K36 demethylase activity; histone H3K4 demethylase activity
Source: RefSeq, a predicted model, not a curated record